AUGGAGAAAAGCGGAAGCGUCGACAGUCUAGGCUCUAAACAGUCGUCGUCCAGGCAGCCGAGUGUGGAUUCAUUGUCCAGCACCUCUACAUCUCGCUCUGACCGUUCCUCACACGCCAAAGCUCCAUCUGCUGUAUCCUCAGAAUCUGUUUCUACCUCCAACGAGUUUUCCCCACAGCUCCGGGGUAAAGUCAAGACUGCUGCAAAGACAUUCCAAGACUCCAGCAAAGAGCCGCAGCUGUUACCAAAAGAAACAAUACAAGAUGUUGCUAAAGAUGUCACCUACAUCUGUCCAUUCAUUGGAGCACUGCGUGGCAGUCUGACUGUUACCAACUACAGACUAUUCUUCAGGUGUAUAGACAGGGACCCUGUGUUUGUCUUGGACCUGCCACUGGGAGUCAUUAGUCGUGUGGAGAAAAUUGGAGGAGCAUCAAGUCGUGGAGAUGUCUCUUAUGGUCUUGUUUGUAAGGACAUACGAAAUCUGCGCUUUGUGCACAAGCAGCCAGAGGACACACUGAAGAAGUCUGUAUUUGAAGUUCUUAUGAAGUUUGCCUUUCCUGUUUCCAAUAACCUGCCUCUCUUUGCCUUUGAAUACAGUCAGGAGUUCCCAGAGAAUGGGUGGAAAGUCUACGACGCCUUAGCCGAGUACAGAAGACAGGGCCUGCCUAAUGAGAGUUGGAGAAUCUCUAAGGUGAACGAUCACUAUGAGUUGUGUGACUCCUAUCCGUCGGCUCUGGUGGUGCCCGUUACAAUCCCAGAUGAAGAGCUGAGGAGGGUGGCAGCAUUCCGGGCCAAGGGUCGUAUUCCAGUGCUGUCUUGGAUUCACCCGGAGAGCCAGGCCACUGUGAUUCGCUGCAGUCAGCCAAUGGCGGGUGUGAAUGGCAAACGCUGCAAAGAGGACGAGAAACUCUUACAGGCCAUCAUGGACGCCAACGCCCAGUCACACAAGCUCUUCAUCUUUGAUGCACGGCCCAGUGUCAACGCAGUGGCCAACAAGACUAAGGGUGGUGGCUAUGAGAGUGAAGACGCCUAUCAGAAUGCUGAACUUGUGUUUCUGGAAAUCCACAACAUUCACGUGAUGCGAGAGUCGCUACGGAAACUGAAGGAAGUCGUAUACCCCAACAUUGAGGAAUCUCAUUGGCUCUCCAACCUAGAAUCCACCCACUGGCUGGAACACAUAAAGCUCAUCCUGGCUGGAGCACUGCGCAUAGCCGAUAAGGUAGAAUCAGCCAAGACGUCAGUGGUAGUCCACUGCAGUGACGGCUGGGACCGCACGGCUCAGCUCACCUCUCUGGCCAUGCUGAUGCUGGACGCCCAUUACAGAACCAUCCGCGGCUUCCAGAUCCUGCUGGAGAAAGAGUGGCUUAGCUUUGGGCACCGCUUCCAACAGAGAGUUGGUCACGGUGAUAAGAACCACACAGAUGCUGAUCGUUCUCCUGUCUUCGUUCAGUUCAUUGACUGUGUCUGGCAGAUGACCCGACAGUUUCCCACAGCGUUCGAGUUUAAUGAAUAUUUUCUCAUCACAAUCCUGGAUCACCUGUAUAGCUGCCUGUUUGGAACAUUCCUGUGUAACAGUGAACAACAGAGAGUGAAAGAGGAGCUAGUGAAGCGGACGGUGUCACUGUGGUCCUUCAUUAACAGUCAGUUAGACGAGUUCUCUAACCCGUUCUACGUGCACUACUCUUCUCAUGUGCUCUUUCCCGUCGUCAGUAUGCGACACCUUGACCUCUGGGUCGCGUACUAUAUCCGCUGGAAUCCCCGGAUGAGACCCCAGGAGCCAGUGCACCUACGACACAAAGAACUACUAGCUAAAAGAGCAGAGCUUCAAAGAAGAGUGGAGGAACUUCAGCGUGAGGUGGCCAAUCGAGCAACUUCUUCGUCUUCUGAUAGGCCAGGAUCUCCCACACGCUCCAUCACACCUGUCCAAACAUUCGUUUGAUUGGCCAGCUGCUCCAGGAGGAGGUGUGGGAGGUGUGGGAAGAUGCCCUUGAGCCGUGUUUUGUCCGGUCCUGUCUGUUGAAUCAAUCUGACAGGAUGUCUCAUUCCAUCCCAGCGUUAACACACCUUAUGCAAUUAAUUAUGGACUUGGGGAUUAGUGAGCACCUUGAAAUAGUUGGGCGAGUACUCUGCUAUCGCGACAAUAUCCUGCGUGGAGUGUCCCCAGAACCCCUCUGACUGCUGGCACUGAGUGGCUUGGUUUCAUGUUAUCCUGGGGGGUAGACUAAAAAGCAGGAUUUCCGGGUUAGUUGUGAUUGGUUGAGCCACGAUACCACAUUAUCCAAUUUGACUGUCCCUCAGCUGUCUUUCUGUUGGAUGUUUUUGAUUCUGGAUCAAGUUGUCUAUUCCAUUUGAGAGAGCCCGCUUUGUGGAGUACUCCCUGUGGUCCUGCUGAAUCGGGAGUCUGGAUUGGCUUGGUGUAUUUACCAAUCCCUAAACUGACUUUGUGUUCAGGCUCUUUGCAUUCAUUCACACCCUGUCAGACUUUAUAUUCAAACCCUAGCCAUUGAAUCACACUAUAUUAUACUUUUGAUUCAAGUUUGUUUUAUAUGUCCACACCAUAUCAGGCUUUGGAAUCAAAUCUCUUUAUCAAUCUACACUACAUGAGGCUUAAGAAUCAAAUCCCUUUACCUGUUUACACUAUAUCAGGCUUUACAGUGAAACAUCAUUGCCAGACCACACUAUAGCAAGGUUUAGAAACAAACCCCAUUACCAGUCCACACAAUAGGAGGCUUAGGAUGCAAACUGCAGUUGCUGACUUAUUCUGAGUCAGGCCCGAGGUUCAGCCCCACCCACAGUCUAACAAACAGGUGUGAAACCUGCUUAGUGUAAGUUAAGCUUAGUGUUCAAUCCUCCAUCAUUCUGCUACUUCACACAGGUAAGUACUCACUCACCCUCUGUCUCAUGUACUGUAGGGAUAAAUUUCAUAACUCACUGUUGACUCAGAAUACUAGGACAGCACCAUUUAUACGCACUGAUUAUUUACUACAC
Messenger RNA from Chanos chanos (milkfish), 2987 nucleotides. It is a transcript of the gene mtmr2, whose product is annotated as myotubularin related protein 2. Gene Ontology annotation, molecular function: phosphatidylinositol-3,5-bisphosphate 3-phosphatase activity; phosphatidylinositol-3-phosphate phosphatase activity. Gene Ontology annotation, biological process: phosphatidylinositol dephosphorylation. The coding region runs from base 1 to 1938 and encodes 645 amino acids. NCBI's taxonomy places the organism in Eukaryota, Metazoa, Chordata, Actinopteri, Gonorynchiformes, Chanidae. Gene Ontology annotation, cellular component: membrane; cytoplasm. The record is from RefSeq and is a predicted model, not a curated record. The transcript has 16 exons.